Molecule: messenger RNA, 3393 nt
Organism: Contarinia nasturtii (swede midge)
Lineage: Eukaryota; Metazoa; Arthropoda; Insecta; Diptera; Cecidomyiidae
Exons: 8
Coding region: 528-3260 (910 amino acids)
Biological process (GO): cilium assembly
Cellular component (GO): cilium; microtubule
Molecular function (GO): microtubule binding
Source: RefSeq, a predicted model, not a curated record
GCAUUUGGUUCAACGAACCAAAUUUUCCAAUCAUCGAAACGAAUGAAUUUUCUCCACGAAAAAAAAAAUAUGAAUUGUCUCGAUAUGAUUAUAUUAUUUGUUGAAUGAAAAGUGUGUAUGUUUAUUUUAAGAAAUAAUUGUGCGCGCUUAUCUACACGAGUCCGUUGAACCAAAUUCAACCGAAUGAAUAACAGUUGUAUCUCUAUGGAUUUUCCACACGUUGAUGUUUGAAUGUAGAAACGGUGUAGUUUGGUAGUGGUUUCCUUGCCAACGUAUUGUCCGCAAAUAAACGCCUAAACAAACUGUCGGUAGCUAGUUGUGGUUUCAGUUGCAAAUUAUCAAUAUUGUUUGAAGCACAAGUUUCAAUGCCGUGGAAUGGACAAUUAACAAACUGCUGGAACUUUGGUCAAUCAAUAUUAAGGCAAGGUGUGAUACACUGUGUGAAGAAUUGGGAUUUUUCUUUAAAUAAAAAAAAAGUUUGAUUCAAAUAGAAGUGUUUUGAGUUUUUUAUUUUGAAUUGAGAUACAAUGCGAGAUAUGUCAUUGUUGGAACAGAAAAAGUUACAAUGGGCCAAAGAAAAAGAAGAAUUAUCGAAAUUAAAUGAUUUCUUUUCCGCCACCACCACAACAAGACAAUUCGAACGAACAUCUAUCAGGACAUAUUAUUCAAAUGUUGAUAUAAACUCAUCAAAUAAUUCCGGUAUGAAGUCGAGCACAAUGCCACGCCGAGCGACCUAUUAUCAAGAACCCUAUGACAUUCCGCAUAACUACCAGAAAAGUAAUAUUGGCGAUCCACGAUAUAAUAGCUGUCGAGCAUUUACCACCGAUUUGUAUUGCGAUAACGAUACACAAUAUCAAAAUGCGGAAAAUCUGGACAUUAACCAUGGUCGAGCUCCAAUUCUUCCGCCGAUUGGACGAACCAACAGACAAAAACAAAUGGCCACACAAACACGACAUAAUCAUUUUUUGCACCAAAAUACGGAUGAAGAGACCUCAGGUUAUUUAAGUGAUCGAAUGAGUCCAUUGUUGUGGGCGAAUCAAAAUCAACAUCAACAGCAACAAUCACAGCAUCAACCGCACUUACCGAAAGAUUUCUCCAAUUACAUAUAUCCAUCGUCGGGCGAUGAACUAGCACCGGAAAUGGAUGCCAUGAAAAUUGAAGAGCGUCGUCGAGUUCCAAAGCACAAACCGCUUCCACGUCAAAUGAAUGACAACGGUCACGAGACCGACUUCAGUAUACCCAAAACUCCAUCCUCAAUGUGCUCAGAUAAUCGAAACUAUUCUCGACUAUCAUCUUGUCCACCGUCACGGAAAGAGAAAGAAGAACGUGCAAAAUGGGGCGAUCGAAAUAGUCAUUUGUAUGACACUGUAUCGAAAGAGAGUAGCAUUAAAUCCGACGGACCAUGUUGGUUAGAACGGGGUUUUGUCGACAGUGGAGAUGAAUCCGUUAGGUCUUAUUCUUUCAUUCGUGGUCAAAAUGCUCCAAUUGAUCCGAAUGUAUUGGCCGAAAGAACUACAAGACGAAUUAAAGCGAUUGAAUUACAAAACGCUAUAAAAGCUCAAGUGGAAGAACGCGAGCGUUUGCGAAAAAUCGAAUUGGAGAAAACGUUGAUGGAGGAACGUCGCCAGGAAGAGAAAUUGCGACAACAAAUGGAAUCGAAUGAGCAGCGAUAUGAAGAGGAACAGCGUAAAACGCGUGAAAAACUGGAGCGUGAACAGCGAAAACAAGAAAUUAUGCGAUUGGCGAUUGAAAAGGCACGCCAAGAAGCCGAAAUCGAAAGGGCAAAGAAGAAACGUUCAAUUUGUUCGACAAUUGAAUUCGAAUCGGCGGAACUAAGUGAUGAAGUACACGAUGAUCAAGAUACAUCGAGAACAAAAGUUUCACAAUCACCAUCACCGGAUGUUGAAAAAAUGGUGGCAGAAAACGAGACUCAUAAUUCGGAGGAUGGCGAAAAAAUAUUAAUAGGGACUCCCAUUAGGAUGAGAAAGAAAACUCUUAAUAAACCGUCAAAAAUUCAAUCACCGGCAACGAAGGAAGUAUCGAUUCAGAAAGAGGCAUCCACUGCACCCGAAACUAAUGUCGAUGCUAUCGCAUUGGUGUUACAAACUCUUCCACCGAUAAUGCCACUUUUAAGCAAUGACAUCAUCAGUCUCAAUCAAAACAUAAGCACUUUGAAUACAAGCAAUAUUCAAUUGGCUGUUAUGCUGGCACAACAAAUGCAACAGCUAAACACAAUUGCACAAAAUAAAACUCAAAGCCAAGGUCAAAAGUCAGAGCUCAACAGAACCAGUGACGAAGCAGUUGAAGAAAAGCAUACGACAGCUCGAAAUGAAAAUGGUACAUCGCCUACGAAUGAUGGAUGCAAACAAUGCACAGGAUUCAAUCGAAAAAUGUCCUUGAAUGAACAAGAGAAGGUCAGCACGGAAGAUCAAACGCAAACAAAAGAUGCUGCAACAGUAACCGACUUUGACGUAAUCAUCUCAGGAGAAUCGACUGGUAAUUCGGUGGAAAAAUCAAAAAUCGAAGUGUCUCAAGUCAUCGAUGCUUCGACUCAAACUGAUAAAAAAAUGGAAUAUUGCUUUCAAUGCCGCUACCAUCAUUGUCAUCAUCACCAUGUAAUUGUAAAGGAUCUAUCCUCUCAUGGCGAAGAGCUUAAAACAGUGGCAGUGAAUCACAUCAACUCAAAGCAAAAAUACAAUGACAAAGAGUGUGCGAGUGUAUUAGUUGGUGCGCGAAAUAUGUGCAACGAAUCAAAGGAACCAAUAAAAAUUGAAGAUCGUCCAAAAUGGGGUGUAAAUCGUCCGUUGCAACAGUAUGUUAAAGCAUCGGAACGUGAUCCGUUCUAUUUGCGAAAUAAACGAAAAAAACAUCAAAAAAGCCGUCAUUUCAACGAAGAACAGAGCCGAAGUUGUGACGACGAUGGAUUUAAAGAGACGGACUCAACACCCGGCAGUCGUUCGGCGAGCCCAAGUCCAUCGAUAAUUACAAAUAGUACAGUCACAUUGAGUUCGCCACAGCUGAAGAAUCGCAAACGAAGCAUUUGCACCGAAAUUCUUCCGAUUAAAACAGACAACUUUGGGAGAGUUUAUUUGAACUUUAAUGGAGCCAGUUUGCAAGUUACCGAAGACGAACAAAGACCAACAUCAAAACGUGCACAAAAAACACGGAUCAUUAAUCGCAGCCAAACGGCCAACGAAAUUCGAACUUUGGAGAACAUUACCAUCGACAAACAAAAACUCGAUGAAGCACUCAUUGACUAACGAUUUUCUUCUGUUUUCUUUUGGAAGAACUUUGCAUUUUUUGACACCAUUUUAUGAAACGAAAUUGAAAUAUUUGUACCGUUCACAUUUCUAUAUAGCACAUUUCUAUAUAUAUGUGGUUUUUUUGACAAUU